Vigna angularis (adzuki bean) is the source of this 467-nucleotide messenger RNA. RefSeq lists its product as uncharacterized. The transcript has 3 exons. Bases 1 to 399 code for a protein of 132 amino acids. NCBI's taxonomy places the organism in Eukaryota, Viridiplantae, Streptophyta, Magnoliopsida, Fabales, Fabaceae. The record is from RefSeq and is a predicted model, not a curated record.
AUGGAAGCGUUAGGAUUAGAUGGACUUGAUAUUAGACACAGGAAGCUGGGUGUCAUUUCUCAACCUCGAGCUUUCCUCUCUUUGUUGAACCCUGGACAUUUCUUCUCUGUCGAACCAUCACGCUUUACUUUCUCUUUCGAACCAUCUUUGGUCUCAGUUCGGUGUCCUCCUGUGGAGCCAUCUUCGGUGUGGGUGUUCGUCUUUGGAGUCGUCUUCGGUGUGGGUGUAGAUCGUGCUUUGGUUCUUCGUCGCCUCUCUCUGUCUAUUAUUGUGACCUUCAUCAAUCCUUCAUCAAGCACUGUGGUUGGGGCUCAUUGUUGGGUGCGGUGUCGUAGUUCGGCGUUGAGUAGCUUAAUCGGGCUUAAUCUCGAACCAUCAUCUUCGUCGCUGGAACCGUAGGAGUCCCUGCCUUCAAUCGUGGUGUUCCAAUCGUGGUGCCGUUGUGGGGUAAUCGUGUUCGCCGUCAA